AAAGGGAUCUCCCAAAGAUUUUGGACAUUGGUCCUUUGACCCGAGUCUUUGUUGUUGAUAGUCACAGGCCUAUCCAUUUGCACAAUUUAUGCAAUGAGAAUGAUAGGGUAAUUAUUCUUUACACUAGGGAUGAUGAGCAACAGACAGAUUUAUCGUAUGAUUUUGAUGUUUCAGCUUUGGCAAAUGCAAGUGAUUUGAACAGUGAUGAUGAAUUUGAAGAUGACUCUGAAAGUGAGAGUGAAGAAGAAGAUGAUGAUGAUGACGUGGAAGGAACUCAGAAGAAGAAGAAGAGGGUUUCUGGAGAAAAAGAAGGGGGUGAUGAUCCUGUUAAGCUUUUCAAGAAACUGAAAAAAGAAUACUAUUAUAUGGGCACGUUCCAUGGUAAACCAUAUGGAUGCUUAAUGUACGAACUCUCUCAUUUCUUAAGAAGAAACACAAAGGAGAUGCUUUGGUUAGCAUGUGUUUCUUUGACUGAUCAGUUUGUUCAUGAGAGGCUUACUGAUGAGAGAUACCAAGCUAGCGUUAUGGAACUUGAGCAACAUGUCAACAGCUCCGGCAACUUAGACUCCUCUAUUACCUCAGUCACCUUAAAAGACGGAACUAAGGUAUCCACCCCAGAUUCGUCUAGAAUUUCAUAUGACGAUGAGCCAAGGCUAAUGUUGUUAUAGGAGUGGAAUCUUUUUGACUCAAUGCUCUGUUCGUCCUACAUUGCUACCAAACUGAAGACUUGGAGUGAAAUGGUAUUAAAAAGAUGCAACUUCUUUUGGGGCGGAUGGGGUUCGCCUAUGACGAGUGUAAACAGAAGUUUGAGUAUAUGAGUGUGAAGAUCAAGAGGAGGAUGAAGGACAUGUUUGUCCAAUAUUUACCUGAAUUUGGACUAACUGACUUCUACUACCGCGGGUUUUUUUUAUUGCAUGGGUGCAGUUCAAAACUCUCUGCUGCUGAUGUCGUCUACGGAGUCACUGCCCUUUUAGAAGGUUCUAGUGCUUCCAGACAGUUUGGGGAUGCUUACGACGCGCUUUCGGUUAAUAAUCUCGAUAAGCUGGAAAACGGGAUGAGGAAAGCGAUUAGGGUUCAAAGGGUGAUUCUUAUAUAGGGAAGUGUAGCGAUAACCAAGAAAGGGUCCAUGGGGAG
Molecule: messenger RNA, 1134 nt
Organism: Cuscuta europaea
Lineage: Eukaryota; Viridiplantae; Streptophyta; Magnoliopsida; Solanales; Convolvulaceae
Source: the annotation of a GenBank genome assembly